Branchiostoma belcheri (Belcher's lancelet) is the source of this 5275-nucleotide messenger RNA. RefSeq lists its product as uncharacterized. The coding region runs from base 29 to 5044 and encodes 1671 amino acids. The transcript is spliced from 29 exons. The record is from RefSeq and is a predicted model, not a curated record. NCBI's taxonomy places the organism in Eukaryota, Metazoa, Chordata, Leptocardii, Amphioxiformes, Branchiostomatidae. Gene Ontology annotation, molecular function: calcium ion binding; protein binding.
CAUUCAACUUGUCAAUGGACGAGGAGCCAUGAUGGGGAACAUGUAUGCACCUCCAAGCUGGGAGAUACGUCAUAAGUACAAGUACAAGGAUGACAGCGAUGAAGACAAAGACAGUUCCGGCGGAGAGGCCGCAGCCUUCACCUACCCAGCCGGACUAGGACCAGUUCUGAUGAACGGCUGCUUCGGGACAGGCUAUAAGAAUGGAGACCCCUGCUACAAGGCCAAGAUACCACGGACAGGAUGUCCGAACCUGAUUGACGGUGCAACCUACCUCGGCGUCGGUUUCGACGGAAGGGGUGUGUACUCGGCUGAAUCAAGGAAGAAAAGUGUCAUCCAGAGAUCAUGCCAAAAUCUGCAGACAUACGGUAAAAACGAAGUGCCUGACUCUAUGACCGUGCAAGGCAUAUACGACACAGAUGUAGAAUCCUACACCUUCAGCUCAACGGAAGAAUACAGACAGUACCUUGCGGAGAAAUCGGCCGUGACCUCUGCCAGGGCUAUGUUCCAGGAAGAGGUCAACAAGGCUUCUGGAUACGCAGGAGGUGGUGGACCGUUUGGACUCAUUGCCUCGGGAGGGAGAGGAUACUCCAGUCAGAGUGGCACGUCCAGCCAAUUAUCAAGCUUCAGUGCCAGCUCUUCUGCCAGCGGUCAGCUUAGUGAGAAGCAGACACAAACAUUCAUGGCCAUGCUGGAGAUAAACAUUUUCAGGUAUGAGAUCUUCAUGGACGACGUGACACCGGGACAGUUAAACGUGGGCUUCCUACGAGACUUCAUUUCGCUACCAGAGUCCUACUUCUCUUCCGGGGCAGAACUUAUAUUUCAAAAUUUCUACCUCCGCUGGGGAACACAUUACAUCAAGUCAGCCAAAUUUGGAGGCCAACUGAAGAUCAUUAAAACAAAACAAGCUACACAGGACCUGUCGAUGUCUGAAUUCGCCACUAGAGCCGAGGCGGACUGGAAGAUGACCCUCAGCACCUUCUCAGCGCAGGCGUCACAGACCAAGUCCAGUAGCUGGUUUCACGAUCAAGAUUCAAAGACUGAAUCAAAACAGUCUUCUGGACAGGCCGCCUCUGGUUCCGAAUCACAGGCCAACAGACAGGAAGAGACGCAAGCAUCGGCCCAGGAGUACAGUAACGAGGUACUGGUGGUUCAAGGCGGAGAUCAGCAGAUCGCCGCUGCCAUCACGGAGAUGUACACGACAGCCCUAACAACAGAGCUGAAGGACUGGUUAGAGUCCAUUGACGACUACCCCAAACCCUUCUCCUUCGUGUUGAGGCUGGUUUCAGAUCUACUGAACAUCCCCUUCGACUCGCUCUUCCCUGCAGGAGAGAAAGAUUACGGGUGUUUAGGUAGCAAGAACCUAAAAAUAGAAAAGAAAACAGGCCGGAAGUACUACAUACAAGAGACAGCAGAACCUGCUGAUGGCGACAAGGGGACUAAGAAUGGAACUGAAACGGUAGCUGUCAGUGAGAUCCGUUAUUGCAAUUUUGAAAAUCGUAAAACCCUCGAGGACAGCAUGACCAAGAGGAGAAUGGCGCUUCAACGUGCUGUUACAGUGUACCUGGAAGAGGGCCGUCUCCUGAGUUCAGACUUCCUCCUGCCAGCUGGAGAGGCAGGCUGUGAAACCGCCAUGUUGGCGUUCCUCCAGGGAGACAACACCGGCGUGCCCACAUGGGAAGACAUGAUCGGAGGGAAGGAGUUCACGGUCGUCUUUGACAUGCCCUACGACAUUUUAGGGAUUCUUCAGGCUCAAGACGUGGUGACACUCAAGUUCUUUCGUUACAAAUGGUUUUCGUCAAGAAAAGGGUUUGUUCCGCAUCUGUAUGAUGGCUACAAAAACGGGAAAAGCAACGACGUCAAGGAGAAAAAGGUCAGCGUUCAGGGUCUUGUCAUGACGUAUAAUGAGGGAACAGGUGUCUUCACGGUGAAAGAUGACGACUUUAAGGAAUCAGCCUUACUUCUUAAAGACUUACCAGACUGGGUCAACGGUCGUGACGUCGCCAGAGCAGAGUACAAAAAAUUACUCAACCAUUUGAGCGAGAAAAUUGACACAGUUGGAGACGUGCCGUGUUCCAUCCAUUGGUCCAACGCACAUCGCUUUGAUCCGACCGAUGGAGGAAAGUGCAUCCACUUCACUGCAGCAUCAGAGGGCGACAUCUUUGUCGUGUUUGCCAGCAUCCCGCAGAACCAUGAGACCUGGAUAUACAUACAGAUCUCACCUGAGGGAGUUGCAUUAUAUAAGGCAAUGCGGCUACAAACCACCCAGCUGAAUGACAACGCCGGCGGUCUGGGUUCGGCAACCCUGUACCAGUCGUACUUUGUCUGUGUGACUGAAGAUGUGGACAAGAAGACAACGGCCGUUCAAUACGGCAAGACGCCUGACAAUGAGGAGCGUCCCCACGUCUGGUUGAGUUUUAAGUUCAACGAGUUGGCGUCCCUUCGCUACUAUUCCUUCGGCAGUGGGGAGUCUCCUGUAAAGGUCAUGGGGCUGUCACUGCUGGACAGGCCGGCCAAGGACUUCAUCAUCUGCCGGGAAGGGACGGAGAUGGUUGACGGGGUCUGUCAACAGAAAUGCCACCAUGAGUGUGAAGGUUGUCGCACAAGUGGAUCCGACUCCCCAACUGACUGCAUCGCCUGUAAACAUAUGAAGAUGUCCUACCCCUACAGACCGAGAGAGGAGCAGGUUGGCGCUUUCGAAUGUGUCGCUGAGUGUCCGCAGCACAUGGAGUCUGACACUGCUACAAAAUCUUGUACAUGCAUUAAGAAAAUGGAAAAACCCCGUUCCGACGGUACUGUGGACUGUGUGACGGAUUGCCCUCUUACCCACUUUGACGAUAACAACGUGUGCAAACAGUGCAGCAGCUUUUGUAAGGACGUUAGUAACAAAGGGAAAAGAAUUUGUUCCGGACCUGCUUCAAGAGACUGUGACACCUGCAAGUAUCUACAUAAGGGACGCUGUGUGAAAGGAUGCAGACCUGGACAGAAAGCAGUCAAAGGGAAUGACAAUGCCUUUACCUGCCGUCAAUGUGAGCCCGGCCAUGCGUGUAGGCUGGGGGACGAGCGGGAAGACAUCUGUCCAGCGGGAACGUUCAGUAAUGACGACCGAUCCAUGUGCGUGCCGUGUGCGGUUGGCGAGUUCAGCAGCACUCCGGGAGCGACGUCCUGUCAGAAGUGUGCCGCGGGAACGUUCAGCAGUGAACCAGGGUAUAGGCGCUGUGUCACCUGCCCUCCCGGAACAAGCAGCUUACCAGGGUCGUCUUCUUGCAAAGAAUGUGACCGUGACUGCGCCCACACGUGCACAAGCUUAGAACCGGGGGCAGCGUGUACCUGCCUAAGCGGCUACCAGAUGGAAGAUGGCGGAUACCAUUGCAAAGAUAUCGAUGAGUGUGCUGACGACAGCACAAACGAGUGUGACUACGGCUGCGUCAAUGAAGAGGGUUCAUUCUACUGUACCUGUCCGGAGGGCUACCAGAUAGAUCAACUGGAUAGGAAGACAUGUAGACCAAUCAACUGUACCGGGUUAUUCCAUCCUACACACGGCAGGGUGACUGCUGUGGGCAGUAACACGGACUGUACUACCCGGGACGUGGUGAGGGGGACCAGGUGCCGGUACACCUGCACGGACGGGUAUGAACCAGUAGAUCCCGACUACCGUGGGGUCGUGGGAGGGGACAUCGUCAGGGAAUGUAGGACCACCGGGUCAUGGUCAGAGGAACGGAUAGAAUGCUCACCGAUGGAAUGCCCACUGCUGACGUUGCCAGACCAUGGCCUGGUCCAUCCCCGCAGCUGCCGGGAGCAGGCACAGUUUGGGCAGCAGUGCACCGUGUCCUGUGGGACAAACUACCGGCUGAGGGGAGAGGCAGUCACCACCUGUACCAAUGUCGGCUCCACUGGUAAUAUUAUCAUAGACUGGAGCAACAAGGAAUGGACUUGUGUCCAAGACUUUUCAGAACCAUACGUCACCUGUCCUCGUGACGUCAACACUGAGCUUGGGCCAGGGGAGAGUCACGUGGUUGUUAACCUGACGUCACCGCAGUCCAACUACGAGACCACCAUAGACGGCGACUAUGUCCUCGGUAAAAACACCUUUACCAUCGGGGAGACCAAUGUGGUCUUUACCGCUCACGGGCACAACGGCGAGACGGCUUCAUGCACUUUGAGGGUCCGCGUUUAUGACAGUGAGCGGCCUACUGUCAAGUUCUGCCCCGCGUCUCAAGUCAUAGAAACUGCGAGUAGUGAUCCAGUCAGCGUUACAUGGGACGACCCGCAGUUUGUAGACAACGUUGGGAUAAAAAGUACCACACACGACGUGAAACCAAACAAGCCUUUCACAUGGGGAUUCUACUACGUUAAAUACACCGCUGAGGACGAGCAUGGUAAUUUUGCUGAGUGUACCUUCACUAUCCACGUCAAGAAAAAGGAGUGCGAAGAGCUUGUGCCUCCGAAGAACGGCGAUCUCAGCUGCGAUAAUUGGGCUCAUGGAAAGUUUUGCCAGCUAAGCUGUGACUCGGGCUUUCAACCGUUCGAAGAAGAUGCUGCCGAUGUGUAUACAUAUGCGUGCGGCCAGGACGGCGAAUGGAAACCGACAUCGAAGGUCCCAGACUGUGUCGAGGUUUCUGAACAAGUUACAAGAGGCCGCGGAAAGUCGUGUAGACCAGGUGCUGUGACAAAGCAGAGGCGGAGCAAAACAGUAUGUGUGAGCUGCCCAUCGGGUACAUUUUGGAAAGAUACCACCGGAGGGCCUAAGUGUGUGGACUGUCCAGUAGGUACUUACCAAACCGAGACGGGCCAGACAGUUUGUAACGACUGUCCAAAUAAAACCAACACUACCGAAGCCGGAGGCAAGAGAGAGGAAGACUGUCAUGACUUGUGUCCUCCAGGUACUUUCUCGGACACUGGACUCGGGCCGGACUGCAUGCCAUGCCGACGAGGCUUCUACCAACCGCUCGCUGGUCAAACCUCGUGCCUCUGGUGCCCGAAGAACACAAACACCACCCGCAAGGGAACUGUCUCCGAGGACGAUUGUGUCGGAGACGAAGAGUAGAAGAAUUAUGAUUCCAGACAACACGAAAAAAGAUACCUGCAAUAAAGACGAAAUAACUGACAAAACUCACAAAUAUACAUGUAUAACAUCUGUUAAAAAACGCACUUAUGUUACAGUACUAGAACACCACCGUGUUUAAUAAUAGCUGUUCCUCUAUUAUAGCUAGUGACCCAGGAAUUAACAAAAUAGAAAAUGCAGAAUUGUCGAAGAAAUAAAGAACAAGAACAAAUA